Aspergillus steynii IBT 23096 is the source of this 7626-nucleotide messenger RNA. Its product is annotated as type I polyketide synthase. The record is from RefSeq and is a predicted model, not a curated record. Lineage: Eukaryota; Fungi; Ascomycota; Eurotiomycetes; Eurotiales; Aspergillaceae. The annotation marks the transcript as partial. Gene Ontology annotation, molecular function: 3-oxoacyl-[acyl-carrier-protein] synthase activity; fatty acid synthase activity; oxidoreductase activity. The transcript has 9 exons. Gene Ontology annotation, biological process: secondary metabolite biosynthetic process; fatty acid biosynthetic process.
CCCCACCAAGAGCCGCUUGCCAUUGUUGGCAUGGCAUGCAAGUAUGCUGGUUCCAUUGAUUCCCCCUCUGAUCUGCACGAGCAGGUCUUAGCCGCUCGUUGCAUGCAGGGCCCAAUGCCUUCAUCUCGCAUGGACGCUGCGUUUUACCACCAUCCGAACUCCGAAGCAACUGGCACCACGUACACGAAAGGUGGAUACUUUCUAGACAGGGAUGUGAAUUCGUUCGAUGCGCCAUUCUUCCAAUUGUCUGAGCUGGAUGUGCUAGCGAUGGAUCCUCAGCAGAAGAUGUUGUUGGAGAAUGUCUAUCACGCACUUGAAAAUGCCGGAAUCCCAUUAAAGGAGGUCGUAUCAUCACAGACAUCUGUAUUUGUCGGAUGCUCGAACAACGAUCACCUCGCAUUGGCCAAUGCCGAUCUGUUGAUGUCCCUCAAGGGCAAAGGGACCGGGACCAGUCCGUCCAUUCUUGCCAACAGACUAAGUUGGUUCUACGACUUUCGAGGGACAAGCCAGACGAUCGAUACUGCGUGCUCGAGUAGUCUGGUCGCAUUUCAUCAGGCAUGUAUGGAUGUCCGGACGGGGAGAUCCCCGAUGUCAAUCGUCAGUGGCGUCAACCUCAUCGAACAUCCUGCCGCAACCCUCUACCUCUCUAACCUCGGCGUUCUCUCUCCCGACGGACGAAGCUGGAGCUUCGACGCCAGAGCAAAUGGAUACGGACGUGGCGAGGGUCUCGGCACCGUCAUCAUCAAGCCACUGCGCGCCGCCCUACGCGACGGGAACCGUAUUCGAGCCGUUAUCCGAGCAUCUGGAUCGAACCAGGACGGCAGAACACCAGGAAUUACCGUUCCCAGCGUGGCUGCGCAAGAACAACUUAUUCGCAGUGUUUACAAAGCCGCGGAUCUUGAUCCCUCGCAGACAGGAUAUGUCGAGGCCCACGGUACAGGAACCCCGGUCGGCGACCCGUUAGAGGUACAAGCCAUUGUGUCGGCCCUGGGUAGCCAAACCCGUGAGACGCCGCUUUAUGUCGGGUCGGUGAAAUCGGUCGUCGGUCAUCUGGAAGGAGGAGCUGGACUGGCAGGCCUCAUAUCUGCUACGCUGGCCGUGGAAUCGAAAACCGUUCCGCCUGUGGCGGGCCUGACGACAUUGAACCCGCGAAUCGUUCAGCGAGAAGAUCUGAAAUUUGCACGGCAAGCAACGCCAUGGCCCAGAGAUGAUAUUCGUCGCGCGUCGAUCAAUUCAUUCGGGUUUGGUGGUACAAAUGCACACGUUGUGCUCGAUGAUGCGGAGGGAUUCCUGAAUCAGUUCCUUGGCUCUCAGUUGGCAGGGACAUUGCAGGUGACAGAUGCCUUGUCGAGUACGAUCUCAAGGCGCCUGUGUGGACCUGGGAAGGAUAUUGUGAAACCUUUCUCCAAUGGCACUGUGAAUGGAAAUGGCAUUAAUGGUGUUUCUCACCCCAGUUGGAUCCCGGAGAAUCGUGUUUUUGUUCUAUCGGCGUUUGAUGAAGCUGGUUUAGAACGAAACGCCACAUCCAUUAUAUCGCAUCUUCAAUCGCUGAAUUUCGAAGGAGACAUGGCAAUGGAAGAAGAUUUCAUGAACGACCUGUGUCACACGCUGAACGAAAAACGCACAAUGUUCGACUGGCGCAGCUACCACGUGGCGGACACUAUCGAGAACCUGCAAAAGUCGCUUCAGAGUGUCCGUCCCAUUCGUCGAUCCGCGGCUCCGAAAACCACCCGGUUCAUAUUUACGGGCCAAGGUGCGAAUUGGGCCGGCAUGGCCCAAGACCUCAUGGUAUACCCGCUAUUCCGACGACGGAUUCAUGAAGCUGCCAUGUUUCUGAGAGGUAUCGGUUGCCAGUGGGAUCUUUACGACCGAAUCACCUCCCAGCACGGUGAUCUCAACGAACCCACCUUUGCGCAAUCCUCCUGUGUCGCCGUGCAGAUUGCCUUGGUGGACCUGCUACAUAGCUGGAAGGUGACUCCGUCCACAGUAGUGGGACACUCGUCCGGCGAAAUUGCAGCAGCGUACUGUGCCGGAAAGAUCUCACGUCAAGCAGCAUGGAAGGUUGCUUACUGUCGAGGUCAGGUAUGCGCAAAGCAGACACAUGAAGAUGGCCGUAUGCUUGCUGCAGCUAUGCCUGCACAAGAACUAGAAAGACUUAUCGCCAGGGUAAACAAAGGUCUAUCUGAUGGAGUCCAGGUCGGCUGCUACAACAGCCCCAAGAACCUGACUCUGACAGGCAGACACGAGCACAUUCUACGUGUCAAGGGCGAAUUAGACGAAGCGGGUGUGCUGAAUCGUUUGCUUCCCGUCAAGGUCGCGUAUCACUCGAUCUUUAUGCGAGAAGUUGCGCCAGAGUACCUAGAGAUUCUUGGGGAUCUGGAAUUUGGUGACAAGAUCAACCACGAUUCGGGCAUUACUAUGAUAUCCUCGGUUACUGGUCGACCUUCUCUCGAGGGAGAGGUUGAGAGCCCUUCAUAUUGGGUGGACAAUUUGGUUUCACCUGUCCGUUUCUCGAAUGCGAUUCUCGCCUCUAUGAAAACCCCGGAUACAGCCGGCUCUGCAGAGGAUGCACUUAUCGAGAUCGGACCGCACUCUACCCUCCGAAGCGCCAUCAACGAGACACUUUCAGAACAUAGUGAGCUGCAGUCCUACCAGUACGGUAGUAUACUCAAGCGAUAUGAGACAAACGGAGCCACAAUUCUCCAGACCUUUGGCGUGCUGGCUUGUCAGGGCCACGAGAUCAACCUGGUUGCCGUGAAUGAUCGCCGAAUAGGACGGAAGAGAACCGCGAAAAUCCUUCGGGAUUUGCCCCCUUACGCAUUUGACCACUCUCGGUCUGUCCGUGGUCAGACACGGAAAAUCGAACACAUCAAGUUCCCAGCGUACAAACGUCACGAGCUUCUUGGUGUGCCGGUCGAAGACACAAACACAUUCGAACAGCGAUGGAGGAACAUUCUGAGACCUGAUGAUAUCACAUGGCUGCGCAUGAAUAGGAUGUCAGGGAACAUCCAUUUUCCCGGAGUUGCCUAUCUCUUGAUGGCAAUGGAAGCUGUCCUUCAGCGCGCUGGAGAAUUCGACUCUGUUACUGGGGUCAGGUUAGGCAACGUGUCUAUGUUGGCUCCGCUGCCUGUUCCAGACACGCCGGAAGGUGUCGAAAUCAUCUCCUCGAUCUACCCAAUGGACGCGUCAGCCAGGGGCGCAGACGACUGGUGCACCUUCAGAAUUAUCUCGCAUGAUGCUGCUGAAAGAUCAUGGAUCGAGCAUUGUGUUGGAUCAGUCCGUAUAGAGACCGCUUCGCAGAAAGCUUCUACCCAUCUCUUGAACGAUGGAUUCUUGUCAACCUGCCUCGAAACUGUCGAUGUCGACCAAAUGUAUCGGGGCUUUGCCUCUGCAGGUAUGGAUUUUGGAGAAUUCUUGAGGAACAUUCAAGGCAUGAAGCUUUCCGCAGACCAUAAAGCCUGCACAGCAACAAUUGCGACCCCAGAUAUCCCGAAGACAGCUCAUGAUGGAUAUGCUAUUCAUCCCUGCACGUUCGAGAGCAUCCUGCACGCCCUACUACAUCUUUGCAAAGCCACGGGUAGUCCCAUGGUAACAAACUACAUCGAAGAGGUCUUUAUUUCUUCUCCAUCUCCCAAAAGCCACCCUGAGUUUCAGGUUUCAGCUCAAACGGAGAGGACCUCUUCCACAACCUGGAAGUCUGACGUGAUGAUCACUGCUGAGCAUGGGGGACCGGAGAUCGCUAUCAAGGGUCUGGAUUUAGUCCAACUUCCGCCGACAGAGACCGACUCGUCAGAGGCCGAAUCGUUCUACGUGGUGAAAUGGAAGCCGGAUGUUCAUCUUGCCACUUCAGCUAAGUCUCUACGGGACUCCGCUCCGGUUGAGGUAAACCAACGUCUUCCGAGCUUCGAUGAUCACGAGGGGUUCCAACUUGCUUCAGCCAUUUUCCUCCUUGACACAAUGGACUACAUCGAACAGGAAGGACUUCCAUCUCUCCCGGCCCAUCACAAAGCUUUCAUGAAGUGGAUGCAGCAGGAAUGUGAAUUGAUCAACGAAUCAUCAUCCCCGUUGGUUGACAAAGCCUUGAUGAACGGGAUUCGCGAGAGUCCAUCUCGACGCAAGCAGUUGUUCGACCAAGUGGCCAACCAAAGCGCGCGAGGCGAACUCCUAGUCCGGGUUGGCUUGCAAAUGAUACCCAUUCUGGAGCAAAAGGUCGACUGCCUGGAUAUCAUGUUUGGAGAGGAUGACCUCAUGGAUCGAACGUACGAGGAAGGUCUUCCUGGUGACAUCGCUUCUGCGGUCGCAGGCUACGUGCAUUGCCUUGCUCAUAGCCGUACGGACCUCAAGAUCCUUGAGGUCGGUGCCGGUACCGGCAGCGCGACGAAGGUGAUUCUGGACAGCCUAAUGCCCACGGCUAGACUGGACGGAGGAGGUCUUGUGUCGUCUGUCUCGACGUAUCACUUUACGGAUAUAUCGGCGGCGUUUUUUGAGAAUGCAACCAAGCGGUUUCCGGACUGGGCGGGCAUUUUGCGUCCACAGGUAUUGAACAUUGAGAAAGAUCCCGCUGACCAGGGCUUCGAGCUUGGAUCUUAUGAUCUAGUGAUUGCCACACAUGUUCUUCAUGCAACGGCCGACCUUAAUGUCUGUUUGAGCAAUGUUAAAAGCCUGCUGAAAGAUGGCGGUGAUCUCAUUGUGAUCGAAAAUAUCAAACCCGAACUGAUGUGCUCGCCUCUCGGGUUUGGUUUGCUCCCAGGAUGGUGGCGUAGCGUGGAGCCCUAUCGGCAGUUGAAUCCUUUGAUUGACGAAGAUCAAUGGCAAGAGGAGUUGCACAAUGCAGGUCUUCAUCCCCGGCUACUGAUCAAAGACACGGACGACCAGGUCAAUGAAAUGUCUGCCUUCGUGGCAGCGAAAGUACCAUCAGCCCCUUCUACGAAACGUCUCUUCAGCAUAAUCUACUCGUCUACCUAUCCGGGACAAUAUGAUCUAGCUCGCAAGAUCGCGGAACAGAUGACUUCGAAAACAUGCACUGCAGUUCCAGUAGACCUGGUCGAUGUUUCGCCUGAUCACACCAACUCAAUUGGAAUUGUUCUACUCGGCUACCGAGGUUUAGACCUCUCUGCGCUGUCGAGCUCUGAGUUCGACGAAAUUCAAUAUAUCCUAGGCGCUUUCACCAACCUGUUGUGGGUUACCUGCGACUUGGACGAGACACCAAAGUCUGCUAUGUCCACAGGCCUUGUUCGCACAGCGCGCUGGGAGAGGGAUCAUGACGGCAUUAAUUUUCUCAUGCUCGAAAUCAAGCAACAAACGACUGAGUGGCAGGACAUUCUCUUGAGUAUCACUCGUGUGUGCGACCGUGCGUUCACCUCUGAGGCGCUUGUGCCUCGCAACGCAGAGUAUCGCCUACAAGAUGGCAUUAUCCUCACCAACCGCUUGUUCCCAGCCUCGGGAAUCAACGAGUGUAUCAAUUCGGGGUCGAAAUCACGGUCUAAGCUAGUCGAUCUGGAACACGUCACACACCCCGUCAAGCUGACAUCCAUUGGCUCUCAUCAACCGAACGGCUUUCACUUUGUUGAGAAUGAAGACCAUCAACAGCCUUUGCAUCCGCAUGAGGUUCUAAUUGAAGUGCACGCUGUAGGUCUCGACGAGCAUGACGCUGACCGAUUCACCCGCUCGAUCCCAGGGGAGACCCUUGGCUCGCAGGGAGCGGGCGUCGUUGUCAGCCUUGGGGACGCUGUACAAGAUCUUCAAGUUGGCGAUGCUGUCAUGGCGCUGCGCACUUCGGAUGGCACCUUUCAAUCAUUCUUCCGCGCCCAUUCUGCUGCUGUUGUCAAAAUGCCAACCAGCAUAAGCUUCACUAAGGCCGCUGCACUUCCAGUCGCAUUUUCGACAGCAUAUCACGGCCUAGUCAAUGUCGCUAGAGUGCAGAGUGAAGACAAAGUGCUCAUUCACCACGCGGCUGGAAGCAUCGGACACGCUGCCGUGCAAGUCGCUCGAUCCCUUGAUGCUACUAUUUACUGCACGGUGUCAAACGAUUCUCAACGACAAAUUUUACUUGAAACAGGCAUUCCUCCAAACCACGUGCUCGACGCAAAUUCUUGGACAACGGAGCUUUCUAACAUCGCCAAAGGUGAUGUGGAUGUCAUUCUCAAUCUGAGUUCCCGGGGUAUCGAAAGCAAAGAUCUGGCUUGUCUCUCUUCUUUCGGACAUCUAAUUGACCUUCACGGGCAAGGUGUUCUCGGACCUGUGGCCGCUUCCACUACAAACAGGACCUACUCCAGCGUUGAUAUUCGGUCUCUGGCCCUUCAAAAGCCGAGAGCAGUUCAAGACACACUCCGCAAUAUAUCACGACUCUUGGCCGAGCAGAAUAUUCGGCCUAUCUCACCAACAGUUCUCGGAUUUUCAGGGCUCCCAAAUGCCUUGGCAGAAAUCCGUCAAGGUUCCCUCGGCCCUUGGGCUUUUGAGCCACGGCCUAUGGAUACCAUACCUAUUGCGAUUAAACCACUAGGAUAUCACACAUUUGACUCGAAUGCAUCAUACGUCCUUGUCGGCGGUUUCGGAGGUAUAGGCCGGAGCGUCACUCGAUGGAUGGUAACUCGUGGCGCGAGAAACUUCAUUUUCGUCUCACGGUCAGGCGCCAGCAGUCCUGCUGCUCAGGAGCUAUACAUGGAACUACUGGCUUCAGGCUGCAGCGUAUCGGACCUGGUGUGCGAUGUGACCAACAAAGAAGCAGUGGCGCAGGCGAUCAACAGCUGUCAGGCAGAAAUGCCUCCGAUUAAAGGAUGUAUGCAAUGCUCCAUGGUCCUCGAGGACUCCAUGCUCAGCAACAUGUCCCACACACAGUUCCUCUCCGCCAUCACCCCCAAAGUCCAAGGAACAAUCAACAUCGCCUCUGCGCUCUCCAGCUCCCCCCUUGACUUCCUCAUCCUCCUCUCCUCAUCCGCCGGAAUCAUCGGCAACCGCGGUCAGGCCAACUACUCCGCCGCCAACGCCUUCCUGGACGCUUUCGCCGCCUCUCUCGUCCAAAAGGGAUACCCCGCUACCUCCAUCAGUCUCGGCAGCGUUCUCUCCGUCGGCUGGGUCGCCGAGAACCAAGACCGCCUGCCCAUCGCACUCUCCUACGGCGCCAUCUCCGAAUCCCUCCUCCUCUCCAUCCUCGAAUACCAUAUGGAUCCGCGGUGGUGCGCCGCCCAAAGCCCGGACACAUGCCAUACCGUUGCGGGCGUCCGCUCGGCGAAGGACUUCCAUCGCAUGUCCAUCCCGUUGCCCGGGUUCAUGGCGUAUCCGCUGUUCUCGCCGCUGCGCGCAAUCGCCAGUUCCUCUGGGGCCGGGAAAGAAGAGGCAGAGGUGCCAGUGAUGCAGGCGCUUAGGGCUGUACGCUCGGUCCCUGCCGCGGUGGAGGUUGUUACGAAGGCUAUUGUGAUGAAGUUGGCUCGUGUCAUGGCGAUCUCGGCGAAGGAGAUCGAUCCGGCGAGGACGUUGGCGUCGUAUGGUGUUGAUUCGUUGGUCACGGUUGAUUUGAAAGCGUGGUUUAAGAGAGAUGUUGGGGUGAAUGUUGCGUCGGGGGAUCUGUUGGGUGAUGUUUCGAUGCAAGGGUUGGCGGAGAAGAUGGCUGGGUCGAGUGAGUUUCUG